This is a messenger RNA of Fimicolochytrium jonesii, 4923 nucleotides long. RefSeq lists its product as uncharacterized. The transcript is spliced from 2 exons. Lineage: Eukaryota; Fungi; Chytridiomycota; Chytridiomycetes; Spizellomycetales; Powellomycetaceae. Gene Ontology annotation, biological process: phosphatidic acid biosynthetic process; cell motility; intracellular signal transduction. The record is from RefSeq and is a predicted model, not a curated record. Gene Ontology annotation, molecular function: D-type glycerophospholipase activity. The coding region runs from base 191 to 4744 and encodes 1517 amino acids.
UGUGAGAACGCGCUGGCAAUCAAUUCCUUGGCCGCCGUGGGGAAAAGUCCCCAAGCGGUUUGCAGACUGUCUGCCAAGCUGCCCGAAUUCGGAGGAUUCUCUUUCGUGCCAUAGACAGACCAGCGCCUAAGUUUCCCUGCAUUCUCGCCCAUAAGCUGCAGUGGUCUAGCCCACCGACUGACACCUCAACAUGGACCGUCGUCGCCACUCGCACCACGAUGGCCCGCAGAACCCUCCGCCACGGCAACCGCCAAUCAGUCCAGCCAGAGGACGGUCGGUCACUGACACUGCUCCAGAUCACUCGACGACGGGACAUCACCACCAUAACCCUCUUCGCUUCACAACCCGGUCCUCGACAUUUCACCAGAGCCCGACCCCGAACCCUUUCGCUCGCAAAGGGCCUCCUGUCCAGCCUCGCCGGCCGGUGAGCUUUCUCGACACUAGCAAGCAGGGCGCUCAAAAUCGGACGGCCGCUGGCGCUGGUGAGCCCGACUCCCCGUCGCGCGCCACCGAUAACUCUCAUGCUCCCUUUGCACAGACAACUCCACAACGUCCAGGGGAACACCAUGCUCAGGGGACACCCCCAAUCCAGUCUACUCCGACCCAGGAAGAUUCUCCUUUCAGGUUCAUGUCACGGAAGGCCACCGUCGAAAAGCUUCGGGCUUGGCGGGAACGGGCUCGCACGGCCAUGCAGAGCACCGACGAUCUCGGAAGAACAUCCGAGGAUUCGCUCGAAGACGUGUCCGGAGAGAGUCCAGAGGGCAUGUUUGUCAGUGGCAGUGACACCGGAUAUCCUGAGCCCAUGUUUGCGGAUCUGGAGGUGAAGCUACUCAAGACCGUUCCGUUUCUGAAGCAGAGGUGGUACGAUUGGCAGAACGUCAAAAUGAAAUCUUUCCGGGGUCCGCCCAUCCCUGGCCACCGAAAAGAUGCGCACGAGUUUGAAAUUACUCACAAACCGUCUGGAACUCAUUGGAUGUUGAGCGCCAGGCCCAAGGACUUCCAUCGUUUCUCGGCCCUCCUCUGCGAGCCUAAUCGACACACUGACUUUCGGUUUCGAUCAAUUCAGAAGCAUCUUAGGAACAGGUGCAAAAAGAGCCCUACCCAUCUAGAACAGCUUAAGGUGCAGGCCAACCCGCAAAGGAGCACUUCUCAGGAGCGCGAGGCGUUUGAUGAGAAAGCUGAAGAAGCCGAUACCGAUAACCGCUUCCACCGUCCUACCGGCCCGACCCCGCUCCCGAAAGGAGCUGACAAGUCAGAAAAGAACGGAGAGGAGCUGGUGAACUUCCUUCGUCGCAUCUUGAAGGAAGUGAAGGAACCGUGGAACAUUUUGGGAGAGGAUGAGCAUGCCGUUGAAGAACGUCGGAGGGGUAUGGUUGUCUGUGGCUUCAUCGAACUGUCUCGAACAAGUCUUAUCGGAACAUGGGAGAAUGGCGUCAAGGGCAAGGAGGGCUGGGCACGGAAGCGCAGAGGCGGUCGCAAGAAUGACGUCUUUUGCUUCCCGGACUUCCUAGUACCCCGGCGAUCGCAACGACGUUGGCUCGCUUUGCGGUCCAACUACCUGCUGUAUUUCUACAGUCCCAUGGAUAUUACCCCUCAGGAACUGAUGCUCAUCGAUGGCUAUUUCCAAGUGCUUCACAAGGAUACGCAACGAAAAGAGGUGGAUCUUCGGCCGUACGAUGAGGACCCGGCGGGGUCAAAGGAAGACCGUGUCAACACUCGACCAGGAGGCCGUCAGCACCAUGCUGUCCGCAACGCAUUGCUGUUACGACCCUUCAACAAACGCACAAACGAAAUCUGGGUUCGCGAGAAACAUCACUUGGCCAUCCUCAACGGAUUCCGUGAUCUCCUGAUUGACUUUCACUACAGAGUUGGAGGGCGCGGACGUGCCCGUGUUGCACGUGAAUGGGCAUCUCAACUUGAAUUCCGUCGCCAGAUGACCACCUGGUACAGAGACGUACAGGCUGACGUCGGUCGCUAUGACGCCUUUGCACCCGUGCGAUACGGCCAGUCAGAGCAGCAUGUGCGCUGGUUGGUGGACGGCAGCUCUCACUUUGAACAAGUCUACGAUGCCAUCUUCAACGCCGAAAAGGAGAUCUUGAUCGCCGAUUGGUUCUUGACGCCGGAGAUCUUCCUACUGCGUGCGCCGGAUGGUGUUCACCCCGAACAUCUCGGAUCGAGGUUGGAUCGCCUUCUCUUCCAAAAGGCAAACCAAGGAGUGCGCAUUUUUAUCUUGCUAUACAAGGAGAUGAAUCUGCCAAACGCCUCUCUCCACGCGAAAGAAGAGCUAACGGGCCACAGAGACCCAUACUUUUACCUUGACGAGUCGGUUGAGGAUCCCGACGGUGAACUGCACCUCAAGAACAAGUCAAACAUUGUGUUACUUCGACACCCCGACCAAGGCAGAGGAUUCAUCGGCCCUGUUCUCGAUUCCGUCAUGUGGGCUCAUCACGAGAAAGCGGCUGUCAUCGACAGGAAGAUUGCCUUCAUUGGAGGAGUCGAUCUCUGUGUAGGACGCUAUGACACGGCGGAGCAUCCGUUGCGUGACGAUGUCUUGUACAACUCGAAGGGAGAAGUCGAACCACCGUCCCCGUCCUCGCCAGGAAGACACGUCUUGGAUGAAGGGUUCAGAAUGAGCGGGGAACAUAACAUGGUGGACUGUCCAUCGAUUACCCAUACCGUGGGCAAUAAGUUGGACGAUGCGGUAUCAAACAUCGUGCGACCCAUUUUCGAAGAGCCCGAAGAAGAAGAACAAGACGGUCAUGCAGGCGUGCCGAAUGGUGUGCAGCGUUCUUCGUCCGGCUCGGAGCCGUCGAAACAAGUACGAUUCAAUACAGAUGCGAACGGAGCGUACCAUGACGAAGGCAUGCCACCACGCGGCGAGCUUGUUGAGUUCCAGGGUCGCAGCGCUGAUGCGAUCCACCGACACUCCGUAAAGGGAUCAUCGUCAAAACCGAUCUUGAACUUGUUCCCUGGGCAAGACUAUAGCAACCCGCGUGUCAAAGAUUUCUUCAAGCUGGGCGAGAAGAUCACUGAGGACGUCAUUUCGCGGGAUUACACUCCGCGGAUGCCAUGGCAUGACAUUGCAUGCACCUUCCGCAAACCUCCAGGGGAGGAAAAUGUGGAGGGCCCCGUGGACGAUCUUGUGUGGCAUUUCAUCCAGCGAUGGAACUUCGCCAAAUGGGAAAAGAAGAAGCAGAAUGUCAAGGUGCCGUGGCUGUAUCCCAGUCAGGGUCUGACAAACUCUCCGACUGAGGAGGAAGCGAAGGCCAAAUCCUUUACGGGUCGGCUGCAAGUCUUGCGAUCGGCGUCUCAAUGGUCGGCCGGCUCUCCUCGCGAAAAAUCGAUCAACAGGGCGUACAUUGAUCUCAUCCAUAAGGCGAAACAUUACGUGUAUAUCGAGAACCAAUUCUUCAUCUCGAAAUUUUCGCCGCCUACCGAACACAUCGAAGCUACAUCGACGGACUCCCGUCAGGAUCGAGGAUCACCACAGCAUUCAGGCCCCAAACAACAACCUCAGAACGAAAGCAGCUGCAUCCCCUGGCGCCAGAAGAAGCACGGCCAGAUGUUUACGAUCUCUGGCGUGAGAAUUCGAAACCCUAUCGCUGCGGCCAUAGUCGAACGUAUCCUCCGGGCUCACAAAGCCGGAGAAACUUUCCGGGUCUACAUCGUUAUCCCGCUCUUUCCCGCUUUUUAUGGUGAUGUGCUGAAAGGCGAUACGGAUCCUGCCCUCCCAUUUGUGCUGUCUGCACAGACAGAGUGCAUUCGAGGCGUCUUUUCGGAGCUGGCCAAGGGCGGUGUCACGCAGGAGGAGGCGAGGAAGUACAUCAUUUUCACUGGAUUGCGCAAAUGGGAUAUCCUUGGGAACCGCAUUGUCACUGAGCAGAUUUACAUCCAUGCCAAGCUGAUGAUUGUCGAUGAUCGUCAUGUCUUGAUUGGAAGUGCAAAUAUCAACGACCGAUCGCAGAUGGGAUCGCGGGACUCGGAACUAGCCAUCCUCGUCACCGACACACAACCUUUCGAAGGCACCAUGGAUGGCAAGCCUGCGCAAGUGUGUCAUUUCGCUAGCUCCUUGCGUCUGCGGCUCUUCCACGAGCACCUCGGCAUCCCCUUCCCGCCCGGCCUCCGCGACGUGCAUGAUCCCCGCGCUGAUCGCACAAGCAAGAGCAGCAGCGGUUCCUCAUCCGAACAAGUGCUAGGAGGUCCAAGCGGUACAUCAUCCAUCGAAGUCGUUGAGAAGCGCAUUUUGGACCCCAUCUCGUCGGUGUGCUGGGAUAUGUGGCACGCACGCAUUGACACAAACACUCUCGCUAUGCGCCAUGUCUUCCACUGCGUCCCCGACGAUACCGUGCGCACCUGGAGUCAGUACGAGAAGUUUGCACCGAGCCCGGACACAACCUCGGACGGAACGGAACUCGAUGGGGUUGAUAUCAACAGCGUCGUGGCGGACUUCAAGAUCAAAGAAGUGACACAGCAAGAAGCUCACGAGCUGCGAGGGAAUGCUGUCGCAAAACCGAACGACCCGCAGACCCACGAUGACGAUUACGACGUGUCUGCGAAUGGAUCUGGCUUGUGUUUGAUCGAAGAGAACCCGGAUCCCAAGGCUGUUCGCCCGGCAUUGGAUGUCUUGCGGGAGAAUGUGAGAGGACAUGCGGUUCGCUUCCCUGUACACUUUCUGGAGGGAGAGCAGCUGUCCAAUCUGUUCAGAGGCGUUCACAAGCUUGCACCUCGUAGGGUAUUCACGUAGUCGAGGGGUAUCGUACAUAUUCCCACCCGUUGUUCUCGAUCCGCGUUUUUGGAAAAUUCCCACUCAUCCUCUGCGACGGCCCUAUCUCACUGUUCUUGAUGGCCGCGAGAGGGCAAGUCGAAUCCCCCUGUAUCAUUUUCGACCGUUGGCGUCAUUGAUUAGAUAAAUCUGGUUUCCAU